Molecule: messenger RNA, 1198 nt
Organism: Salvia splendens (bonfire salvia)
Lineage: Eukaryota; Viridiplantae; Streptophyta; Magnoliopsida; Lamiales; Lamiaceae
Product: serine/threonine-protein kinase Aurora-1
Exons: 9
Coding region: 93-977 (294 amino acids)
Biological process (GO): protein phosphorylation
Molecular function (GO): protein kinase activity; ATP binding
Source: RefSeq, a predicted model, not a curated record
CUUUCUUCUCUCUCUACAAAUUUCAAAUCAUUUUCAAGGGUUCGUCUCUCUCUCUCACGUCCACUGUGUGAGGUUUGUGUGUUUUUCCGGAGAUGGCGAUCGCGACGGAGUCUCAACAAGAGGAGCACAAGAAUUCUUCAGCAAGCACAGCGGCAGAGAGAAAGAAAUGGACCUUAACUGACUUUGACAUCGGAAAGCCUCUUGGCCGAGGAAAGUUUGGACAUGUAUAUCUCGCUAGAGAAAAGAGGAGCAACCACGUUAUUGCGUUGAAGGUCUUGUUUAAGAGCCAGUUGAAAGAAUCUCAGGUUGAGCACCAGCUUCGUCGUGAAGUGGAGAUACAAAGUCAUCUUCGACACCCCAACAUACUACGACUAUAUGGCUACUUUUACGAUCAGAAACGUGUUUACUUAAUUCUAGAAUAUGCUGCCAAGGGAGAGCUCUACAUAGAGCUACAGAAGUGCAAAUAUUUUAGUGAAAGACGCGCUGCAACUUAUAUUGCAUCAUUAGCCCGAGCACUCAUAUAUUGCCAUGGGAAGCAUGUUAUACAUCGAGACAUCAAACCCGAAAACCUUUUGGUUGGAGCACAGGGUGAGCUCAAAAUUGCAGAUUUUGGUUGGUCUGUCCACACAUUUAAUCGUAGGAGGACCAUGUGUGGCACUCUAGAUUAUCUUCCACCUGAGAUGGUGGAGAGUGUGGAGCAUGAUGCGAAUGUAGAUAUAUGGAACCUCGGUAUUCUGUGCUACGAGUUUCUCUAUGGAUUGCCCCCCUUUGAAGCAAAAGAACAUUCAGACACUUACAGAAGAAUUGUCCAAGUAGAUUUAAAAUUCCCCCCAAAGCCAAUAGUUUCUUCAGCAGCUAAAGAUCUAAUAAGUCAGAUUCUAGUCAAGGAUUCUUCCAAGCGUCUGCCUCUGCACAAACUGCUAGAGCAUACGUGGAUCGUUCAGAAUGCUGAUCCCUCCGGUGUUUACAGGGGUUGAUUGAUGCUGCUGCUGUAACAUUUAUAUUUCUGGCCAAUCAAUCAUCUCAUACCUUGAUUAGCAUCGUAGAUUACAUUAAUCUCUGUUGCGUUAAAUGUAGAUGAAAGCUAUAUAAUAUGCAUUCUCUCUUUCUUAUACAUAUAUGUUGGGGCAGUAAUCAGCAUUAUCUGCCACUAAACGAUUAUCUGGUUGAAUGUAAUGCUUCUUAUUAUUGACAAUAA